This is a messenger RNA of Vicia villosa (hairy vetch), 314 nucleotides long. RefSeq names its product small polypeptide DEVIL 9-like. The record is from RefSeq and is a predicted model, not a curated record. Bases 195 to 314 code for a protein of 39 amino acids. Gene Ontology annotation, biological process: negative regulation of cell population proliferation. NCBI's taxonomy places the organism in Eukaryota, Viridiplantae, Streptophyta, Magnoliopsida, Fabales, Fabaceae. The transcript has a single exon.
UCUCCACACAUGUCCCUCGUUUGAGCUAUUUGUAGAAACAUAUGUUAGCGAGGCCCUAAGCUUAUGAAAAGAUAGUUGAUGUGAGAUUAGACACUGUUAAUCCGUUUUAGACAUUAUGUCCUGCCAGAUAUUUUUAACUUUAAUAAAUUGUGUGCAAAGGGUUACUAAUUUUGAGCAAUUAGAGACACAAAAUCAUGGGAAGCAUGAGCAGAAGAUUGGAUAAGUGGAGGAGAAUGGUGAGGCAACAACAUGGAAAGUUUUAUAUUAUGAGAAAAUGUAUCUAUAUGCUUCUCACUUGGGAUAAGCACUCUUAG